Molecule: messenger RNA, 2097 nt
Organism: Chinchilla lanigera (long-tailed chinchilla)
Lineage: Eukaryota; Metazoa; Chordata; Mammalia; Rodentia; Chinchillidae
Gene: Arl13b
Product: ADP-ribosylation factor-like 13B
Biological process (GO): non-motile cilium assembly; receptor localization to non-motile cilium
Cellular component (GO): motile cilium; ciliary membrane; non-motile cilium
Molecular function (GO): GTPase activity; GTP binding
Source: RefSeq, a predicted model, not a curated record
CCGCGCCACGGAGCACGUCAGCGCGUUGUGCUGGCUGUUCUCCGGCGGGACGGCCGACCGCUGGGCGUCCGCGCCCCGGGCUGCCGCGGCGUCGGGAGGAGGGUAGUGGUCCCCUGUGGCGGGUGGCGCGCGGCGUGGGCUCGGCCAGUCGCCUUCCCGGCCUGCGCCUAAAGGUGACUCUCGUGAUGGUGGGACUGGACAAUGCUGGUAAAACGGCAACAGCGAAGGGGAUCAAAGGAGAGCAUCCUGAAGAUGUGGCUCCCACAGUUGGAUUUUCUAAAAUUGACCUUAAACAAGGAAAGUUUGAGGUCACCAUCUUUGAUUUGGGAGGUGGAAAAAGAAUUCGGGGGAUUUGGAAGAAUUACUACGCAGAGUCCUAUGGGGUGAUAUUUGUUGUGGAUUCCAGUGAUGAAGAGAGAAUGGAAGAGACAAAGGAGACAAUGUCAGAAGUGCUAAGACACCCGAGGAUAUCAGGAAAGCCUAUAUUGGUGUUGGCAAAUAAACAGGACAAGGAAGGGGCUUUGGGAGAAGCUGAUGUGAUUGAAUGUCUGUCUUUGGAAAAAUUGGUCAAUGAGCACAAGUGCCUGUGUCAGAUAGAACCUUGUUCGGCAGUCUUGGGGUAUGGAAAGAAGAUUGACAAGUCUAUUAAAAAGGGCCUUUAUUGGCUGCUACAUAUCAUCGCCAGAGACUUUGAGACCUUGAAUGAAAGGAUCCAGAAGGACACAAGGGAACAGCGAGCGCUGGAGGAACAGGAGAAGCGAGAAAGAGCUGAGCGAGUGCGAAAACUGCGAGAAGAAAGAGAACAAAGAGAAGGAGAGCAAGCGGAGCUGGAUGGAAGCAGCGGGGCUGAUGACUUGGGCCCGAGACCAGUUCCUGUGAACCCUUUCCAGCCCAUCGCGUCUGUCAUAAUGGAGAAUGAAAAGAAACUUGAAAAAGAGAAAAAGAAACAAACGACGGAAAAAGACAGUGACAUUUGUCCCUUGCAACAGAAAACGGAACAUGAACAAACAGAAACACAGAGCCAGGCUAGUGACAAUAGCCAAAGAAACAAUGAAUUUGAAGUAGUAGAAAAUUAUAAGGAGGCCUUAACACAGCAGUUGGAGGAUGAAGAUGAGACAGAUCAGCGAUCUUCAGAAUCAGAUAAUAGUAAAAAGAAAACUAAGAAACUAAGAAUGAAAAGGAGUCACCGAGUAGAACCAGUUAACACAGACGACUCAACUCCUAAGAGUGCAACGCCGCCCCCACCACCCCCUCCUGUUGGCUGGGGAACCCCCAGAGUCACUAGACUUCCAAAACUUGAGCCUCUUGGUGGAACACGUCAUAAUGAUCUCCACGGGAAGCCGCUUCCUCCUCUGGCUGUGAGACAGAGACCCAGUCGCGCCUCUCAUGAUGCGAUCGCAUAGCCGAGGUGCGGAGCGGCUCUCUGCGCGCAGCGAGCGGACGGACCUCUUUCUCAAGGGAGAGAAACCUUGAUCCCUGAUGCCGGGGGCCGGACUGCCAGUGAUUUUUAGUGAGGAGAUGCGUAGCCAAGGACCAGUCCUGAUAAUGACUUCUCCAUGUUCUUCGUGGUUAAAGCAGAAAGGGAACAAAAUGACUAAUACAUGGGAUCAGCAUUUGGACCAAGUUAGUGAGACUUAAUGUUGACUUUUGGUUCAUACAUCCCCUUCCUGGGUGUAUUCCUGAGGAAACCUGAGAACCGAUGGACUCUGCAUAGCCUCCUUUGGUAGUCUGCAUUUCUAAGUUAAACAUUUUUCAAAGUGCGUAUGUAUGAAACGGGAACAUCUGGGAAUUUAUAACCUAGCUUUUUUUAAAAACUAUUUUUGUAUUUUUCUAAAACUUUUUAAAGAAAUUAGUAUUACGUUGUGCACUUUUCUAUAAAUGCUUUGUUUAAAUUGUGUCUGGAAAAGUUGAUAUAUUUGGUAGAUAUGAACUACCAUAAACAAGAAAUAUUUUAUGGCUCAAGGUAUGUUUUGUAAUAACAUUAUUCUUGAACUGUAUAUCCUAACUUGACCUUUAAAAUAAUGCCUUUUUAAAAAAACAGAUUCUCUGAUUUUUUUAUUGUUUUAUUUUUUUUUGAGCCAGGGUCUAUGCAGUUCA